AUGGGCCUUCCAUCUGCAGUACGGGAAUAUACCGAGUCCGUCCCCCAGUACGAAAGCAGCGACAAUGAUAGCCUGCAAUACACCACCGAAGUCGGUGGGAACACCUCCAAGGCCACGUACCAGGAGGCAUCCGGAGCGCCCGUCGAGGUUAAUUCCCCGCUGGGGUAUUCGGUCGGUUGGGUGACUGUGAUCUUCUUGAAUUUGAGUAAGAUGAUCGGAACGGGAGUCUUUUCAACGCCAUCCGCCGUCCUCAAAGGCGCUGGCUCCGUUGGUCUCACGUUGAUAUACUGGGUAAUUGGGUAUUUGAUGGCAUCUAGCUGCCUAUCGGUCUACAUGGAAUUCGCAUCGGCUUUUCCCAGUCGAUCCGGCUCGGAGGUUGUGUACUUGGAACAGUCGUAUCCCCGACCCAAGUACUUCUUUCCUACUGUAUUUGCGAUGCAGACGGUGCUUUUCUCAUUUAGCAGCAGCAAUGCCGUUGUACUGGCCCAGUAUCUCUUCAAACUUGCAGAUUCGGACUUCACUCCAUGGAAAUUGAAAGGUGUUGCUGUGGCUUGCUACACUGUCGCAGUACUGGUGUUGGCAUUUCAUACCAGAUGGUCGUUGAGACUGGCAAAUGCCAUCGGGCUAGUCAAGCUACUGACAUUGAUAUUCAUCGCGAUAACUGGAUUGGUGGUUCUGGGAGGUCAUACUUCAGUGAAAGACCCCAAAGCAAAUUUUAGGAAUGCCUUUGAGGGUACUGGCGCCGCGACAGCCUACGGAGCAACAAAUGCACUGACGAAGGUCUGGUUUUCUUUUGCGGGGUAUGAGAAUGCCUUCAAUGUUGUCAAUGAAGUUCGGAAUCCUGUCAAAACUUUGAAAUGGAGUGCUCCGCUCUCAUUGGGUUUGACGGCAGUUCUAUAUGUACUAGCAAACAUUGCUUAUUUUAGCGCUGCGAGCAAGGAGGAAAUCCUAGAGUCGAAGGUCGUUGCCGCUGGUGUCUUCUUCGAGAAGGUAUUUGGAACGGGUGGUGCGGCUUCGGCUCUGAAUUUCCUUAUCUGCAUGAGUGCUUUUGGAAAUCUUCUUGCUGUGCUUAUUGGACAGUCUCGUAUGCUGAGGGAGUGUGGAAGACAAGGUGUCUUGCCUUUCACUUCAUUUUGGACUUCGACCAGACCUUUUGGAACACCACUCGGUCCAUACUUGGUGAAAUGGAGCUUCACUGUGUUGAUGAUCCUAGCGCCGCCUGCUGGUGAUGCAUUCAGUUUCGUCGUGGAUCUCGGAGUCUACGCAACAAGCAUCUUUGGGCUGGUACUCACGAUAGGCCUGGUGGUCACGCGAAUUCGACGUGCGCGCCUUAAUCUCCCAGCACCGGAAUACACUGCCUGGCACAUAACUGUGGCAUUUGCGAUUCUCUCUAACCUCUACAUGGUCGUAAUGCCGUGGUAUCCUCCCAGUACUGGAGCGAAUGGUGGCGAUGUGAGCUUCUGGUAUGCUACAUAUUGCGCGGUUGCUCUUGGAAUGUAA
Messenger RNA from Penicillium egyptiacum, 1500 nucleotides. The record is from the annotation of a GenBank genome assembly. Lineage: Eukaryota; Fungi; Ascomycota; Eurotiomycetes; Eurotiales; Aspergillaceae.